GAUAUUGAGCCUAAUGUAUGAAGUUUGGGCCUACUUAAACGAAUGGUUAAUGUAUUAAUCAUUUAGAUAUUUUGUUAUCCAAUUACUUGACCCAUUUUUCACCUUUCACAUUCGAGUCCGGCAACAAGUUUCUAAGUUGACGAAACAAACGUCCUACACCACCAACACAAGGAAAUCGAAUUCGGACCCUACGUUAGACGAAGGUUUGCUAGUAAGGCUUAACGUUCACACUCAUGGAGACUGUGUGUCGCUUGCGACCGGUCUUGGCGUCCGUGGAAGGAGGCCCCUUCCCGGCGCGUGACAGGCAGAUAUGGAUCAUAUGAAGGAAAAUGGGCCGGCCGACCAAUCUUAUGAAAAUGAAAGAAAAUGUUGAGCUAGUGAUGGAAUAGAGUGGAGUUGAGCGGAUGUACCUUUUUGUCAUGAACAACUUCAACAGACAUGUAUCCGCGAUCCUCGACAAAUGCAGCAACCUCAAUCACCUCAAACAACUCCACGCCCAUAUCAUUACUCUCGGGCACGGCCCCAUCCACUUCUACGCCUUAAAGCUCAUACGCUUCUGCGCCAACCGGGACCUUGCUUACGCACGCCACAUUUUCGACAAAUUCCCCACGCCCAAUAUCUACCUUUACACGACGAUUGUUGCCGCCUCUGCUCGGGCGUCCGACCACACAGCAGCUGUGCUAAUUUACCGCGACAUGGUCCGCCAAAAUCGAUCAAGGCCGAAUGAAUACAUGUUUUCAAUUAUCCUCAAAUCGUGGCCGGAGGUGGCGAGGGGUUACGGCGUGGAAAUGGUGCAGGCACAAAUCAUUAAAUUAGGUUUUUAUGGGUACCCGAUUGUGCAGACGGCGGUGCUCGAUGCUUACGCGAGGUGUGGAGUUGAAAUCGGCGUUGCGCGGAAGGUGUUCGAUGAAAUGUUAGAGAGAAGUGUGGUUUCCUGGACUGCGAUGAUUUCGGGGUACACGAGGGUCGGGCGGGUUUGGGAUGCGAUUGUGCUGUUUGAAGAGAUGCCGGAGGGGAUUAGGGAUGCACCGUUUUGGAACUCUAUCAUUGCAGGGUGUGUGCAGAAUGGUUUAUUUUCGGAGGCUAUUGAGUUCUUCAAGAGGAUGGUUGUCGAGGGCGGAGUGAAUAGGCCGAAUCAAGGAACCGUGGUGUGCGUUUUGUCGGCGCUGGGGCAUAGUGGAAUGCUGCAGUUUGGGAGGUGCAUCCAUGGAUACAUAUAUAGGAAUGGACUGAGUUUGGAUUCGUUUGCUGUGAGUGGCUUGAUUGACAUGUAUGGUAAAUGUGGGAGUUUUGAAAGAUCAAGAAUUGUUUUUGAUAAAUCUGAUCAAAUAAAUUUGACAUCUUGGAAUGCUCUGAUCAACUGCUAUGCAUUACAUGGUAGUUGCCAUGAAGCAGUUGCUGUGUUCCAAGAAAUGCUGAGGCGCAGCCGGGAAGGGCUAAAGCCGGACGCGAUAACAUUUGUUGGCUUGUUGAACGCGUGCACUCACGGGGGUUUGGUUGAGGAAGGGCGUCGUUUCUUUGAAAUGAUGGUUAGGGAUUUUGGGAUUGAGCCACGGAUUGAGCACUACGGGUGCUUGGUAGACCUUCUUGGGAGGUCGGGGAAGUUAGAGGAGGCCAUGGAUGUCGUGAGUAGGAUGAGAGAGCCAUCACCGGAUGAGGUUAUUUGGGGCUCGUUGCUCAACGCGUGCAGGGUUCAUUGGCGCGCAGACUUGGCUGAGUUUGCAGUGAGGAAGCUGGCUGAGAUGAGUCCUGGCAAUGGAGGGUAUGGUGCAAUGCUGGCUAAUCUAUACGGUGAGAUGGAGAAAUGGGACGAGGCGUGGAGGGUUAGGGCGGCCUUGGCCGGAGAGAGUGCUUAUAAGGCGGCCGGUUGCAGUUGGAUUGAGAUUGACAACCAAGUUCACAGCUUUUACUCUGUGGAUAGGUCACAUCCUAGAACGGAGGAGAUCUAUGCGGUUUUGAGAUGUUUAGGCGAUGCUUCGAGAAUGCAGCACGCGUCGUGGCGUCCACAGCAACUGCAGUAGUCAGUGUGCUAUGCUAUCAAUUUAUGUAUAGAGCUACAAAUUUGGGGAAGGUUUCAUUGGGAGCAGUAGCAGAUAGUUUUUGUGGGAAAAGAAAAGUUUUUCUUUGGUAUUCUUCAAGUGUUGGUGGUGUGACUGAGUAAAGUUUAGGAUGGUGAAAUGAAUCCACAGAGAGAGUCUUAUUUUGUAUAGUCCUUUGUAUAUUUUAACUUCAUAUAAUAAAUAAUUUUUCCUGGGCGAGCCC
Molecule: messenger RNA, 2262 nt
Organism: Salvia miltiorrhiza (redroot sage)
Lineage: Eukaryota; Viridiplantae; Streptophyta; Magnoliopsida; Lamiales; Lamiaceae
Product: pentatricopeptide repeat-containing protein At1g33350
Exons: 4
Coding region: 405-2021 (538 amino acids)
Biological process (GO): RNA modification
Molecular function (GO): RNA binding; protein binding
Source: RefSeq, a predicted model, not a curated record